GUUCGAAAUUCUGCUGAAGUCCUUCGCCUGCAAGCUAUGAAGUUCUGAUUGAUUUGAUCUAACACGUGACUCCUAUCUUUCCUCCAAAAAUUGAAGAUCUCACGACAUCGAGCUUGAGAGGUUCAGACAGCAACGACACCCUGCACAACCAUGGCUGUCUCAAUGCUCCGCAGAUUCCUAAUGCCAUCUGUACGGAUGCCAGUUUCAUUCACAGCGUCCAAACCGACAACAGCUCUCUCCUCUCUGAGCCGCAAUUUCUCCUCGACUCCAAUACCAUUCGCAACCUACAAUCAAGUCGCGAAGGGAUGCCGUAAACAACAACGCGCACGAAAAGCCGUCUCUCCAGCCCUCCGAGACGUCAAUGCCCCCGAGCUCAAAGGCGUUUGCUUAAAGGUCGGAAUCACGAAACCCAAGAAACCCAACUCUGCGGAGCGAAAAACGGCAAGAGUGAGAUUAAGCACGGGGAGAGUGGUGACGUGUUAUAUUCCCGGAGAAGGACAUAAUGUGCAGCAGCAUUCUGUGGUGCUGGUUAGAGGAGGAAGGAGUCAGGAUUGUCCUGGUGUGAGGUAUCAUUUGGUUAGAGGGGCUAUGGACUUGGGUGGUGUGGGAAACAGAGCUACGAGUCGAUCGAAAUACGGAACGAAAAAGCCAAAGAAAGCAGCAGCAUAGACCGACAAGCAUCUAGGAGACGAUAGAGUGCUCUGGAGAGACCUGUGAUGAAAUGGAAUAAUGUUGGCAUAAGUCUGCAUUGGUGGCGUUCAAGGAGGCUGCUGUGUGUAGAUGUAUAGUAUUGUAUACUACGAAUAGAGCUGGCAAAGCCCACCCACAAUAGAGGGCG
Messenger RNA from Mollisia scopiformis, 838 nucleotides. Its product is annotated as ribosomal protein S12. Gene Ontology annotation, biological process: translation. The record is from RefSeq and is a predicted model, not a curated record. Gene Ontology annotation, molecular function: structural constituent of ribosome. Lineage: Eukaryota; Fungi; Ascomycota; Leotiomycetes; Helotiales; Mollisiaceae. Gene Ontology annotation, cellular component: small ribosomal subunit; ribosome. The transcript is spliced from 3 exons. The coding region runs from base 151 to 669 and encodes 172 amino acids.